AUGUCAUAUGAAUCAGACAUGUUCAGCAAUGAUCCUAUUCAAAAUCUAGACUCAUAUUGCUUUCUGCCGAAUGAGAAUCUCGAAAACUACUCAUCCUCCGAUAACGGUAGCCAUGUAACGUACCCUUCAUUUCAAGCUUUAGAACAAUAUUCCGCCCUUGAAUCUUCUAACAACAGUCCAGUCUCAAAGCUACAGUCAAAAUCUUACACGUUCACGUCGCAGAAUUCACUUGAAAUCAUCAACAAUUCGUUAGAGAACGAAUUGUGUUUGACACAUAACCAAGAUGACUUGUGGCACAAGAUAAGAGAGCUUGAAAAUGCUAUGCUUGGACAUGAUGCAGCCGAUAUAGAUAUGAUUCAAGAAGAAUCUGAUCCACUUUUGUUAGAGGCAGAAAAGUGGAACAAAAUGAUGCAGAUGAUAUCGAGAGGCGAUUUGAAAGAAGUGCUUUUUACUUGUGCAAAAGCGGUAUCGGAAAACGAUAUAGAAACCACCGAAUGGUUAAUGUCAGAGUUGUCGAAAAUGGUUUCGGUUUCGGGAAGUCCAAUCCAAAGGUUAGGAGCCUACAUGUUGGAAGCUCUUGUUGCAAGAAUCGCUUCUUCAGGAAGCAUAAUUUACAAAUCCUUGAAAUGUAAAGAACCUACCAUUGCUACUAGUAAUGAACUCCUUUCACACAUGCAUGUGCUUUACGAAAUCUGUCCUUACCUCAAAUUCGGAUACAUGUCGGCAAACGGAGUCAUUGCCGAAGCGUUGAAGGAUGAAAGUGAAGUUCAUAUAAUUGAUUUUCAGAUUAAUCAGGGAGUUCAGUGGAUAAGUCUAAUCCAAGCUCUUGCUGGAAAACCAGGAGGACCGCCGAAGAUCAGAAUAACCGGCUUCGAUGAUUCCACUUCAGCUUAUGCAAGAGGAGGAGGACUUGAUAUUGUUGGACAAAGGUUGUCGAAACUCGCACAAUCAUAUAAUGUAGCAUUUGAGUUCCAUGCUAUAAAGGCUAAUCCUUCUGAGGUGAAACUUGAAGACUUUGAACUUCGUCGCGGUGAAGCUAUUGCAGUGAAUUUCGCCAUGACGCUACACCAUGUCCCAGACGAUAAUGUUCACGGAGGUCAGAAUCAUCGCGGCCGGUUGGUGAGAUUGGUGAAAUGCUUGUCUCCUAAGGUAGUGACUCUUGUUGAACAAGAAUCAAACACCAACGAGCUUCCGUUCGUCGCACGUUUCAUGGAGACAAUGAACUACUACUUGGCAGUUUUUGAAUCAAUCGACGUUGCUUUGCCAAGGGAGCACAGAGAACGGAUCAGCGUCGAACAGCAUUGUUUGGCUCGUGAAAUCGUGAAUUUAAUCGCGUGCGAAGGCGUGGAAAGGGUCGAACGUCACGAUCCUCUUGAGAAGUGGAAAUCAUGUUUCACAAUGGCUGGAUUCACACCAUAUCCAUUGAGUCCUUAUAUCAAUGGUUCAAUAAAGAAUCUUCUAGAAAGUUAUCAAGGACAUUACACUCUAAAAGAGAAUGAUGGUGCUCUUUAUCUUGGUUGGAUGAAUCAUGCUCUUAUUACCUCUAGUGCUUGGAGGUGA
Messenger RNA from Lathyrus sativus (Indian pea), 1560 nucleotides. The record is from the annotation of a GenBank genome assembly. Lineage: Eukaryota; Viridiplantae; Streptophyta; Magnoliopsida; Fabales; Fabaceae.